Molecule: messenger RNA, 7424 nt
Organism: Mesocricetus auratus (golden hamster)
Lineage: Eukaryota; Metazoa; Chordata; Mammalia; Rodentia; Cricetidae
Product: serine protease FAM111A
Exons: 4
Coding region: 5084-7036 (650 amino acids)
Source: RefSeq, a predicted model, not a curated record
AGAGAUCCGCCUGCCUCUGCCUCCUGAGUGCUGGGAUUAAAGGCAUGUACCACCACUACCCAGAAAAAUAGUUCUUGAAAUUAGCUCUUUUAUUCUCUAUGCCUGUCCUGCGCUUCUUCAUGUCCAGGUUUUGAAAGUUAUAGUUCCAAGUAUCUUGCCUUUUUGUUUUCUAUGAUGAUGAUUAUAUAGCUCACGGUGAGUAAGGACAUAGGUCCAAGUUUGUGGCCACAAUUAGUAAUAAGUAAAGGUGGCUUUCUGUUGUAAAGAGCUCUGGUCUUCUCUGAUAUUGUAUUUCCCAUUGAGACAUAGUUUUACUGUAUGAUAGAAAUCUAGAGUAUACAAUUAAAUGGAAAGAUGGAGGGACUGGAGAGAUAGUUCAGUUGGUAAAUUUAGUCAGACAUUGUGUAAAAAAAAAAGGAAAAAAUUCAGUGAAUGAAAAGGAUAGGGAUUGCAGCUCAGUAGUAGAGUUCUUAACUCACAUGCACAAGGUCCUGAGUUUAAUUUCUAGAAUCUUGGGAGAAGAAAUGGGGACAGGAAGAGAGGAAAGAAAAAUGAGAGACAUAGUUCUGCUGCGAUUCUGACAUGGUGGACAAGCAGCUCUUGGAUGCAAGGGAGACUGUCCCACAUCAGAUGUGUAUAACUUGAUGAGAUAAGAUACCUGAUAAAUCAACAGUCACCAGAACCACUCAAAGUCCAUAACUUCUAAACUCAAGAAGGGAAUUUCACAGUCCAAGAGAGGAUGGUUUCUAGAAAGAAAAUGAAAUACAGGAUUAGAGGAAGAAGGAAAGAACACAGAGAUCCCAGGAAAUAGGACAUGAUAAAACUGUUAGUCUAGGGGCUUUUCCUAGAACUUAUGGCAGAAACUGUAGUCAGCCUAAGAGGGUAUUCAGCCCAGUCAGCCUACCCACAAGGUGUCCAAGAGCUUAUUAGUUCAGUCACGACAUCAGUGUACCUUCCAGUCAGUGGGGCUUGCAUUGAAGGUUAUGUAAAUGGAGAAGAAACGUAACAAGAAGUUGGAGCAAGAACCUGACAUUCAGCCAGGACAGAACCAAGGAUAUUUUCAGCUUCAGUACAAGAACUGAGGUCACUAACCCUCAAUUGCCUUUUAGCUUCUGUUGGUCAUUCUCAUCAAUCGCUAUACACCAAGGUUAGGAAGAUCUCCAGAUUAUUAGCAAGACAAGCAGAGAACUCCAAGCUUCCAUUUGUCUGCUUUUACACAAAGAAGGUUUCUGUCAGGGGUUUGCAGUGCGUACACGACCACAUAAAACUUCUUACUGUAGUCGGUCUUCACAUUCUCCAGUGUGAAAAUCUGAAAGGCUUCCCGCUGACUUAUAAUUGGGUAUAUUUAUAAAUGUCAAGAUAGAAUUCAUGCCUUUACUGACUUUGGUUAGUCUAUGUAUUCUAUUCUUUUCAAUACUAAAUAGAAAUAAUGAGAGUUUAGUUGAUUGAAGACACAAAAGACAGUCACAAUAAACAGAAAACUAACAAGAUUUCAUUUCAAAUUCAUAAGACUGAUCCAGGAAGAGUGAAAAAAUAAAGAUAUAACAGAUGGGCCUGAUUACACAAGUUGGUAAUCAUUUACUCCAGAAGCCAAUGAAGGAGAAUCACAAGUUCCAAGCCAUGCUAAAGGCCAACCUUGAAGUUCUGUCCCCAAACCAGAUGUUGGGGAUGUGAUUCAGUGGUAGAACAUUUAUCUAGCAGAUACAAGGUCUUCAGAUUAAUCCCCACUCAAAAGUACAUAUUAGAAUUCAAGUCAAUAGUUAAGAUGUUCUCACUGGCUUUUAAAACUGGAAAACAUCUCAAUCCUCACUUAAAAUACUCAGCCCAUGUACAGUGUACUUUACAAAACCCCUUAAAUUUGCUAUUCUAAAUGCUUAGGGUGCUGCAUCACCAUAGCUGCCAGAGAGAUUCUUACUUUCUGAUAAGAUUCCAAAGUCCUUUGGUAAUCUAAAUUUUCUUCCUUUCUUAUCAUUAUGACACCAGCUUCUACUGUCAGUAGAAGAAUGUUCCAGGUUUCUGCUUGUUGCCCUCAGCUCUCAGCAACUACUAACUCUUCUCUGGCAGGUAAGAAAAGUCACCCACUCUCUACCUCAUUCUUCUCAUGAUGUUCAUUGUUUUGAAUAACAAAGGCCAAAUCUCAAGCAAUUAAUUAGCAACUAAUUUCUUAACAUAAGUUGGAUUCUUCUGCACUUACAUACUCUAUGAAAGGCAGAAACGAAGUGCAGGUCGUCUUGCUUCUGCUCCAUUUCAGGCAAGCUAAGUCACAGAAAGGUGAAUGUGUAGAAAUCACAGUAUAAAUUACCUCAGUAUCAAUGUGUAACAGUCAGUUUCAUGGAUAACCAGAGUUCUAGCAGCAGCAGCUGUAAGGGUUGGAGGAUCUGGCAUUUACUUUGAAUAUAUAAGGAUGCUACUUUGAUAGAAACUCUUUCCUAAUGCAGCUUCUUGACUCCCAUGUUCUUGAACUUAGUGAUUCUCCUGCUGCCAUGAGAACCCACUGUUGUUUGCAUCUUAAAUAUUUCUGCACAGGGUCCUUUAUUUUGUGUUCCAUCGACCUGAACUUGGACAGUUAGCAGCUAGUUGGACUGUCUUGGUAUGCACAUGUUCGGACUGUCUAAAUAUGCACAUUUUCUUUAUGAAAGAACCAUAAAUCAGGCUCAAGGAUCUUGUUUCUAAACUCUAGAUUUUUGUGUCUAUCACAAAUUACAUAGGAAUAACUGCUGAAUUUCUUUAAAAAUGAAUUUUAAACAAGAGGUUUUAAUUUUUCUUACACACACACACUUUUCUGUAUCACAGAAAUUACAGCCUGACCAAGAUAAUUAAUUUUUCAAUCAGCUUACAUUUCAGUCUUCAACAUGGACCAAGAUGCCUGUUUGAUUGGUAGACAGCUCCUUGAAAGCCUCAUGCUUAAGGGCAAAUUUUCAUGGAAUCAGAUGUCAUAUAAGCUUCUAAAGGACGGAUGCAACCACUAGUCCUACCCAACUAGGAUGACUAUAAACCACAAUAGUAACAAGCAUGGAACAAUAACCCUAAGGGCUCACAGUGGCAUAAAUUGGACUUAAGACCUGUGCAACUAAAAAGAACCUAUGUCUGGUCCUAGAAAUCUAGCACGCUACUUAGAGCUAGUGAAGUCAUGGAUCUUGGAGGAGAACCUGAAACUGCCACUUUAUGAAGCUAGCAUCAUCCUUAACUAUAUUUUAAAUGUUACUCUUCUGCUCACAAAUGUAUGUACCUCCACACCUCAUCAAGGAAGCUUCUCUUUGUAACAGAGACCAUUAUAGAAAACCACAACUGAUCAAAAUGUAGAGUUGUAGAGCCCAGUCCCAACUGACACAUCUACAGCAUAACUCCUGCACCUAAAGUUCAGGGAAUUGUUGCUGAAGAGGAGGCAGAAAGAACAUGAGCCAAGGGUACAGGAGAUUUGCUGUGUGAUUUUGUCUCCUAGAAUGUCUGAAGUUACACCUAUGAGGGCUCACUAGUAUGGGUACCUAAACAAGAACUAAUAAAGAUGACGUGAAUAGACAUGUUAACAUGGAAAGGGAGGAAGCUCAUGAGGCCUCAACCUAGACAAGAAUUAAAGUGACUAAGGAAAGUUGACAGCAGGAGUCUUGCCUGAGAAAGAGACACCAAUAUACAGUUUGGUCAUCCAAUACCAAAGGAUCACCCCUAAAAACAUACAUACCAUUAUUUGAUAUUAGAACAGAACACACACACACACACACACACACACAUGCUUUGGUAUGUGUUUGAAAAAAUACAAGGUGGUUGUGGUGGAGUACAUGGGAGGAACUUAAAGGAGUAGAAGGAAGGAGAGAAAUAAUGUAAUUAUAUAAAUCUCAAAAACUAAAAAAAGAAAAUGAGAGGAAGAAAGAAACUAACUUCUACUCAGCACAGUCGUGCAUCACCCAAGGGUAAGAGGAAAAUGGAGAAGUGUGCCUCCUGCUCCAUGCUCUCUUUUACUCCUCCUAGUUUCUUUGUACUAUAAUUUUUUAAACUCAGUUGCAAAACCUUAUGACUUCAACCCAUAAUAACUACAUGCUUUUGGAUAUCCCAUGUUUUUCAUACCAAGUUCCUUUCCAUCCUGUGGUCUACUUUUAUAUUUAUAUCAUUUCUCAGUUGAUAGUGACACAUGACAAAUGCUUAACAGCACAUUUGCAGUCUAUGGUUCUGGAAUGGGCACCAUGAUCUUCACCAGGACUGAAAACCUCAGCAGGUACUCCGGUUCCUUUGGGAAACAGAUUCAUGGUAAGUGAAUUUGCUCUGAAGGCAACUGUAGCUUCUUCCUGACUCUCAAAGCCUUCAGCUGCCACCUACAGGGGCUGUCAUUCUCUCUCCUCACUCACUACCUGGCAACAGAGAUUGGUGUCUCUGAGCAAAUGUCCUUGCAGGACCUGGGUCCCCAUCUUUUCUCUGGUCAGGACUCCAGUACGCCCUUGGGCCAAGUUCCUGCCUGUGGCACCUUGGGCGCCUGGGUCGAGCUGAAGCAGGAACCCUUGCACCCUGUCUCCUCCACUUAGCUCAAUAGCCAGAUCUGCAUCUGGCCCUCUACCGACCUCGAAGGAUGUUCAAAUACUCACGAAUAAAGAGGAACCUGGCAGAGGAAAGGCCUGUUCUACUCAGCUGCAGACAAAGCUGUGACUCUCAAUCUUCUAACAGAGAGAAGCAUGCUCAGGAGCCGGGAGUGCUCUCUUGCCUCCUAGUAGCGCCACCCGUUUCCCGCCAUCAUCAGACUGCUCUAGCGCUGCGCCAAUGAGGGCUGUAAGGCCCUCCCACGCCAGCUACGUCCUUUGGCGCGCUUUUCUAGAGCAGAGGCGCUGUGGCAGACGUCCUCAGAGUCCCGCGGUGACAGACGGUCUUAGUUAAACAGAAACUGUGACUGCGCGAUUUGGAGAGAACUCUUUUGCUUAGUACCGCUAGGACUGUGUGAAGUGCUUGUUCUCAUUACCCCAAGAGCAGUAAACCGAGGUUUGUGUGUACGAAGUCAACAUCCACAGUACCUGUGUGUGCGGCAGUGACGUCACCUCAGUAUUCCUGGCGGUCACUCUUGGAUUCAGAGUUGGAGCAUCUGUUUCACCUUCAAGCCACCAUGAGCUAUAGCAAGCCCAGGUCUCAGGAGGUCCAUCAUGAUUUAAGGGAAAGCAUGAAAAUCAAGUACCAUCCGUCUCGGGUCCUUCAAGUAGAGCAGAAUGGUUCCAAGAUGUUAAAAAUGCAAAUGGGAUCCCCAAAAAGAACAAAUGAGAUACCUAACACCCAAGAGCAAGGACUCUGCUCUUCUAAGAAAACUCGACAAGAUCUGACCACUCUCCCAACUAAGAUAAUCAACAUUACCUUGGGGAUAAACCCCAAGACAUGUAUGCACUAUUUCAUCCAGGAGGACAAAGGGAGCUUAUAUGAAGCUGUGAGCACCCUUGACCCUGUCAAAAGAGAGAUAGAAAGACAGCCAGGCAAAGAAAUGCUGGUGUGUGGCAUAAAAGGAAUAGAAGGGUACAUAAACCUUGGUAUGCCCCUCCGUUGUUUUCCAGAAGGCUGCCAUGUGCUCAUUACAUUUUCCAAAACUGAACAUGAGGAGAAAGAAAAUAAUGAAGUAUGUGGUCGCUUUGACCAAUCACCUGCUGAGUGUGUUGUAUUUUACAUACAUGCAGUUGGGAAUAGAGAGCAAAGGAUUCUGAGGUGCAGGGAACUUCACAACGAGGGGACCAAACUCUGUGUCUAUGGCUUCAAUGGAGAGACCAUCAAGACCACUCUGAGGAAGGAUGGCAGGUUUGAUUCCUUUGUAGAGAGUGCCCAUUGGAAACUCAUUACCAAUGAUACCACCAUAGCAAACACCCAGCCAGUUGAUGUGUUACAGGGCAAGCUCUUUCAGAUUGAUGUUGAGAGAAAGGAGAACCCUUGGGUGGCAUUGGCAACUCAGAAAUCUGAGUUAGAGGACAGAACCUUCAGUGAGUUAAAAGGAUACAUUGUGAAUUUGUACCCCACACUGAAAAGAGAAUGUGAGAAAAUGAGAGCAUUUAUCAAGGAAGAAAGUGAAAAUAGUAAACAGUCUCUUUUCAAAGCCCAUAAGAAAAAGUUCAGGGAACUAACAAAAAACUCUACUCCAGGUGAAACCAUCAAACUUCUUUCACAGUUUCUUGAUUCCACUGGGCUCAUAGUUUGGGACAAUAAUGGAAACAGGGGUAGUGCCACUUGUUUUGUUUUUGGAGGGCUGUACAUUUUCACUUGUCGCCAUGUGUUAAAUGACAUUGUGGGAGAAGGAAAAGAGCCACUUGAGUGUAUAGACCUAAUUAGCCAAUGUGUAAGGGUGACAUUUGAUGACGAAGAUUGCAAAGAGCCAAACUCAAACUGCAACAAUUGUUUCUGCAUUGAACCCUCAUUUGUCAUAUCUGAUGUAACUCUUGACUAUGCUGUCCUGAAGCUUAAGGAAAACUGUCAACAAGUGCCUGCCGGACUGUAUAAUGGAAUAGCUACUGCACUUCCCAGUGAGUUAACAUUUAUGAUUGGCUAUGAAAAUGGACAAAAGGUUAUUGAUCGUUGUACAGUAAUCCCUCAAGGAAAACUAAAAGAGAAAAAUCAGCAAUGUGUUCGUGGAACAGAAGUAGCAGGUCAUAGCCAUUCUUUGAAGUACAUCCUUAUGAAUACUAAAAGAAGUUUCCAAAAAAUGAUUGACAAGCCUAAUGACUUUACCUAUAAUACUUUUUAUUGUGGGUCAUCUGGCUCUCCAAUAUUUGAUUGUAAAGGCUCUCUGGUGGCCAUGCACACUGCUGGCUUCAUUUGUGAACAUGAAAGCGGAGUUUAUGAUAUCAUUGAGUUUGGCACAAGGAUGGAAUCCAUCCUUAAUCAUAUUAAGCAAAAACAUAAAGAAUGGUAUAAUGAAGUUUGUGUAAAUCAGCAGGAUGUAGAAAUGUGCAGUGGUGAAGCCUAUAUAAAUGACCAAGAUGUAGAAAUGUACAGUGAACCCUACAUAAAUCCGCAGGAUGUAGGAAUAUAUAGUGGAGCCUAUAUAAAUCAGCAGGAUAUAGAAAUGUGUAGUGUAGAAAUUUAGGGGUAGAGAGAAUUUCUCUUUAAGAGAAUUGGGUUUUCAAAAGCAAUAAUACAUUUUUCUGACUUUCAAAGCAUUCAUUUUAAUGGGACAAGAUGGCUGGGAACACGGCUCACUGGUUGAGCACUUGCCUAGCGUGCAUGAAGCUCUGGGAUUAGUCCCCAGUGAAAAAGGAAUGUUAGCACUCCAGUCAGUUUCCAAAAUAGUUGUUUCCACUGGCUUUUUAAAGAUGGCACCCCCAUGGGAGGCCUCACCGUCUCUGAGGAAUGGAUGGGGGGUGGGAUAAUGAGAUCAUGGGGACAAAGGGAGGAUGGCAGAGAGCAGGAACUAGGAUUGGUCUGUAAAUUAAGAUUGUUUUUAAUUUAAAUAAAAGUUAAUUUAUAAAAUGAAA